UCUCGCUGCUUUGCUCGUUUCGUUCGCGCUGUGAAUCUUCCUGGCUCGCUCGCGAAGCAAUCCUCUUUGGUCUAUUGCGGGAGCUCUAAAAUCGGCGGCUGCCAAUUUCGGGCACUCCAAUCUUGCACUCCCAAGUGCUCCAAUCGUCAGGUCAUCCCUUUCUCAGCGCUUCGAUCGAUCCAUUGCCAUUGGCUUCUCUUUUGAGUUCUUGGUAGAGUUCUUUGCUUCUUUCGCUCGUUCUUCCCGGAAGAAAGAAGAGAGGAUCCUCCUGUGUUUCUUUGUUCUUCGCGGUGGAUCCUUGUUCUUACAUGUAUCGUCUCGGCUUCGCGACACACCGCUGCAUUGGCAGCUCUAAUCGCAAGGGUUCCAAAGAUUCGUUGUCCUGUUCUUCCAGGGAUCAUGCCGGGAUUCGUUGUCACGACUACUAGCGGCGCUGCUACCUCGCCGCCGUCUAAAGCCUCCGCCGCCAAGAAGAAGCGGCAGUGCUUUUGGCUGGAAGCUCCUCUCGCUUCUUGUCACCAAUCGGGGCCCGAGGAGGCGAUCGAUGAUGAGAUCGAUCGACCCAAGAAAGUGCGCGUGAUCUGCGUCGACCCGGACGCUACCGAUUCCUCGAGCGACGAGGAAGAGAGUGGUGGCGCGAGGCGGCGAGGCGGCGGCGAUCGUCCUUGGUCUUGCGCGUUUGAUAGCGAGGAGGAAGAGGAGGACGAUCGGCUGAGCUACUCGAGCUACUUUAGCGCUCUCAAAGCGCGGGCUUUCCAGCAAGAUUUGCGCGGCAGCGCGGCGGCGGAGGAGGAGGAGGAGAAAGAGAUCUUGGCGGUGGUGGAAACCGACGAGGAUCGUAUGGAAUCGACCAAGAACAAGGAGGCUUCUUCUCUCACCUCUCAGCAAAUGCCCGGGAAGGGCAAUAGAGCUCCUGGUGUUGCUACCACGCUCGCGAAUCCCUCCGGAGGGACGGGAGCGAUCAAGAAGAGGAAGAUCAAGGAUGUGGGGUCGAAGCAGCAGCAGCAAAAGUAUCGCGGAGUGAGGCAACGGCCCUGGGGGAAAUGGGCUGCCGAGAUUCGAGAUCCUGUCAAGGGCGUCCGGCUAUGGCUCGGGACUUACGACACUGCCGAGGCCGCCGCCGAGGCCUACGAUCGAGCAGCGCGCAAGAUUCGCGGGCCCCAAGCACACACAAACUUCUCCACUUUUCUCAAUGCUCCUCCCGUUAGCGCCACCGCCGCCACACCACCGCCGCCUCCGCCGCCACAUUCGUGUGUCAUUCCCUCCUCGUCUUCCUCGUCUUGCUCGGCGCUGCCCAAGAAAUCCUCGCCACCAGCGGCGUUUGUGUGCGCCACCAACUUCCAGUCCGAGUCCGACGAGGCUGUUCUCGAUUGCGACGAUGAUCCAGCUCCGCUACCAGCGGCGGUGGUGGCGGAGGAGCGUGCUAGCGGCGGCGAUGAUCAGGAGGAGGAUCUAGAGAAGGCUGUGAAUCCUUGCGCGAGCAGCAGUAGUAGCAAUGGGAUCACUUGCAUCAUCAAUGCUGCGCAGGACCAGCACCACCACUCGAGUUCCAAGGAGGAGGAGGAUCUGGCGGUGGUCUCGAAUGACGAUGAGCGUUCUUCGAUCGGCCAGUGCCAAUCCAAGGCCAACUCCGUCAUUGCCAGAAAACCCAGGAUGAAGCUCAAGCCUCGAUCGAGCAAGCUUCCCAGCUCUUGGAGUUCCUCUCCAAAGAUCGUGGAGAAGGAGGACAAGGCCGUGGACAAGGAGGAGGACAAGGUGGAUUGGGCGGCGCUCUCGCCGGUUCGCAUUGGCGAGGAGCGCUGCCUGUCGAUGAUCCAGCAGCAAUCGCCAGCGUCGGUGCUGGUGCGCAGUCUCUCGUUCGAGGAGGAGUCGUGGGGGGAUUUCAUGGAUUUGAAUCGCCACGAACGCCAUCCUCGCGGCAUUGAGGAGGAGAGUAGCCUCUUCGGUAGCGGCGGAGGUGAUGGAGGAGCGUCAUCUCAGUUCGAUGAGAUUUUUAGCGGCGCCGCCACCAGCAGCAGCAGCGAUGGAUUGACGGUGGAUUCGUGGGUGAAGAGCGAGAGGGAGCUGCCAUCGCCACUGCCAGUGGCGGGCAUGGAUUUGGAGGAGUUUGGGCUGGGCUUGGACGAGGCUUCGUUUCUGGAUGGUUUGCUCGACGAUUCGGCUCCAUGGCUGGAGCUUGACCUUCCCGGGGAUGAUUUUCUCGUCAUUCCGACUGUUUGAUUCUUCGAGAGAGCGAUCCAUCCGCCAAGAGAAAGUUUUGAGUGGGAAGAAAAGUUGGGAAUGUUUGUCUUGAAAAAGUUUUGUUAGAGGUGGUAUACAUAUUAUCGCUAGUAUUAACUGAUUAAUCACUAUCAAUGGCCAUGAGAUUCGUGAAAAGCUCGAGCUCGACGAACGCUCUCGCAAGAACAUAGGGGCAGAUCUUUCUUGCACGACCUGCGGUCAUGCGAAUUAAAAAGAUUUCAAGCUC
Messenger RNA from Selaginella moellendorffii, 2467 nucleotides. RefSeq lists its product as uncharacterized. The record is from RefSeq and is a predicted model, not a curated record. Gene Ontology annotation, biological process: regulation of DNA-templated transcription. The coding region runs from base 400 to 2220 and encodes 606 amino acids. Gene Ontology annotation, molecular function: DNA binding; DNA-binding transcription factor activity. The transcript has a single exon. Lineage: Eukaryota; Viridiplantae; Streptophyta; Lycopodiopsida; Selaginellales; Selaginellaceae.